AUGUCUCAUGUAGACCAGUUGGUUCUUGCAGUCAGGUAUGUUUUAAAUGACGGUGUACCCUGUGAACGAUUUCUUACCUUCAUCCCGUCAGUUGGACAUACCGCAGAGGGUAUGUUUAAAAGUGUGAUGAGAGAACUAGGAAAUCUGGAAAUAAACAUUGAUGACUGCCGAGGCCAAUCGUACGAUAAUGCCUCAAAUAUGUCGGGGACUUACAAUGGUCUUCAGGCAAAGAUAAAGAGCAAAAGUCCUUUAGCUCUAUUCAUCCCGUGUGCGGCUCAUUCUUUAAAUCUGGUCGGAUCAUCUGCUGCUGAAUCUUGUGAAGAAGCGUGCAGAUUCUUCAUGUUGCUUCAAGAACUUUAUGUGUUUUUUACAUCUUCUACAAAACGAUGGGAGUGCCUGAUAGGUGUAAUGGAAGAUUCUUAUCAGAAUAAUAAGACUAUAAAAAGGGUGUGUCCUACACGAUGGUCGGCUAGGGAUGAUGCAUGUCAGAGCUUGCGAGAGUCUUGGGACGAAGUGUACAAGGCUUUGACAACAAUUUCAAAAGACCCAACAGAAAAGGCUACAACCAGAUGUGAGGCUCAAGGAAUCGCUCGGAAUCUAGAACGUUUUGAGACUGCAUUUAUGGUAUGCUUCUGGAGCACUGCCCUCCAUAGAAUUCACAAAGUCAGUAAAACUAUACAAAGUGGAACCGUUGACGUUUUGUUAGUCAGGGAUUUGUAUGGUUCUCUAGAGGAAUAUUUUGUGUCAGAAAGAAACAACUUUUCUUAUUUCGAGGAAUUGGGUAUGAAGAUAACCAAAACUGAAACAUACGAUUCAUACGAAAAAGACACAAGCAGACAAACCAAGCGAAAAGUCUGGCCAGACGAAACCCGGAGUGAAGAAGUCAACCUGACUGGCAGAGAUGACUUGAGAAUUAACACAUUUCUUCCAAUUCUAGACUCCUUUAUUUGUGAAUUUAAGAGAAGAAAAGUGGCCUAUAGUGACUUUGUAGAUAAAUUCUACUUCCUGACUCAAUUGUGUGACAGCAAAACAGACAUCAACAUCACAGAAGAGGAACUAAGAAACAAGGCAACGAAACUUCAUCAAAUUUAUCAAAAUGACUUAGAUUCCGAUUUUAUUGAAGAGUGCAUUCACUUCCAAAAACACUGUGCGGUGGGAAUGGACAAUCCCUCAGAUAAAACGUUGGAAGGAAUUUCUACCUUUUUGAGAAAGAACUCGUUGCAUGAUGUUUACCCUAACUUGGACAUAGCAGUACGAAUUAGUUUGUGCAUACCUGCAACUAAUUGCGCGGGAGAACGUAGCUUUUCCUGCCUUCGAAGAGUUAAAAACUACUUACGGACAAGCAUUUCUGAAAACAGGCUCAAUUCACUUUCCCUCCUAUGUAUAGAAGCAAAUUUAACAAAGAAGCUCUCUUAUGAAGAUUUAAUUAAAGAGUUCUCAAUUAAAAAGGCUCGUAAGAAAGCUCUGUAA
Molecule: messenger RNA, 1470 nt
Organism: Homalodisca vitripennis (glassy-winged sharpshooter)
Lineage: Eukaryota; Metazoa; Arthropoda; Insecta; Hemiptera; Cicadellidae
Product: zinc finger MYM-type protein 1-like
Exons: 1
Coding region: 1-1470 (489 amino acids)
Molecular function (GO): protein dimerization activity
Source: RefSeq, a predicted model, not a curated record